AUGGGCAGAUGCCAUUCCAGGCUGCCCCAGGUGGGAAAAACCCUGAGGCCUCAGCAGAAGGAUCUGCUCAAAUCCCUCCGGAUCAUCUUUGUAAUGGGAGGACCAGGCUGUGGCAAGGGGACACAAUGUGAGAACAUGGCAGCCAAGUACGGCUUCUGCCACGUGGGCCUUGGGGAGCUAUUGAGGGAGGAGGCAAAUCAGGCCACUGUGCGGGGCCAGCAAAUCCGGGACAUCAUGCUGAAGGGCCUUCUGGUGCCCACGGGUGUGAUUCUGGACAUGGUGAGUGACAACAUGCUGUCCCGACCAGAAAGCAAAGGCUUUCUCAUAGAUGGAUUCCCCAGGGAGCUCAACCAAGCCAAGGAGUUUGAGCGCAUUGUAGUAAAGAGAAAAAAGUCAGUCUGCAGAAGACCUCAGGUGGGCCGCUCCCCCAACAUCGUCAUCGUCUUUGACUGCUCCACGGAGACCAUGAUUCACCGAGUGCUGCUUCGAGGCCAGAAAGGACACCGUGAGGAUGAUGCUGAGGAUAUUGUACGACAGCGGUUGGAGACCCAUUACACCCUAUGUGAACCCAUCUUGGCUUUCUACCAGCAAAAAAACCUUCUUCGGAAUAUCCUGGCGGAAGAUGCUGCAGAAAACAUCUUUGCCAAAUGCUGCUCCGUCAUCGACAGUCUGCAGUAG
Messenger RNA from Vombatus ursinus (common wombat), 678 nucleotides. RefSeq names its product adenylate kinase isoenzyme 1. The transcript has 6 exons. NCBI's taxonomy places the organism in Eukaryota, Metazoa, Chordata, Mammalia, Diprotodontia, Vombatidae. Gene Ontology annotation, cellular component: cytoplasm; cytosol. Gene Ontology annotation, molecular function: AMP kinase activity; ATP binding. The record is from RefSeq and is a predicted model, not a curated record. The coding region runs from base 1 to 678 and encodes 225 amino acids. Gene Ontology annotation, biological process: nucleoside triphosphate biosynthetic process.